Morus notabilis is the source of this 1629-nucleotide messenger RNA. Its product is annotated as probable nucleoredoxin 1-1. Lineage: Eukaryota; Viridiplantae; Streptophyta; Magnoliopsida; Rosales; Moraceae. The transcript has 4 exons. The record is from RefSeq and is a predicted model, not a curated record. Bases 1 to 1629 code for a protein of 542 amino acids.
AUGGCGAGAAGGUUAAUCAGUAGCUUGAUCGGGAAGAUCGUGGGAAUAUACUUAAACACACCAAAAUUUAUGGAUCCUUAUGGAUCUUUUGUUUCGAAAGUAGCGGUAUCGAAAGGCGAUUUCGAAGUGGUUUUUGUGUGUUAUAAUGCUAUACAUGAAGAGGAAUUCAAUGACUAUUUCGCAAAAAUGCCAUGGCUUGCAAUCCCAUUCCCGGAGACAAACGACAUAAAGCAGCGGUUGAGGAAGUGGUUUCGUAUGCGGGAUUGUGGUCUUAUUAUUAUCCACUCCAAUGGAGAGAUUUUAACUCAAGAGACGGCAAACCAUAUGACAGAGUGGUUUGGAGAGGAUGCCUAUCCAUUUACGCAAGAAAGAUUCAAUUUCCUGAAAGACCAAGUUGAGGCUUCUAAGAGAAAUCAAUCCAUAACUUCUCUUCUGAUCUCUAAAUCCCGGGAUUUUUUACUUUCAAACCAUGGCAAUUAUCAGGUCAAACUUUUUGUUGCGCUCCCUGUCUCUGAGUGUGAACUUGUUGGGAAAACAGUUUGCCUCUAUUUUGGUGAUAAUCAUCUCAAGAGUAAUGAUGGUCGUUAUAGUCCAUGCCCUGAAUUUACUUUCCUACUUGUUUAUGUCUACAAUAAACUCAAGGAGAAAGGUGAGAAAUUUGAGGUCGUCUUUUUAUCGUGUGAUCAACAAAUUGAAGAGUUCAAACAAGGACUUGAAAUCAUGCCAUGGUUGACGUUGCCGUUCAAAGACAACAUGGCCGUAAGUCUAUGGCAUUACUUUGAUUUUCGAUCUGACCAGCAUACCCCUCAGCUAGUCAUAAUAGGUCCAGAUGGAAAGACUUUAAACAAGAAUAAUGUUGUUGCACUCAUUGAAGAAUAUGGGAUUGACGCCGACCCUUUUACUCAAGAGAAAGUUGAUGAGCUUGUCAAAGCGAAGGAAGAAGUCCCGCAUACAUUGGAGUCGCUGUUAGUUUACGGAGAUAAAGAUUUUGUUAUCAGAAAAAAUGGCUGUAAGGUAUUGGUAUCGGAACUUGUUGGAAAGAACAUUCUGCUCUUUAUUAACCAAUAUGAACAGUUGGAGACUCCGAAGUUCACGAAAACGCUUAUCAGGACAUAUCUUGACAUCAAAGCAAACAAAGACAAGGCAUUGGAAGUCAUCUUCAUUGCAGCAAAUAUUGAAGAUGAAUGGGCGUUUGAUGAAUGCUUCUCUCGCAUGCCUUGGUUAGCCCUGCCGUACAGAGAUGCAAGGAAGAAGCGCAUCCAACGAAUUUUCCAACUUGUUAGGUGUCCUACAAUCAUAGCGAUUGACACCUCCGGUCAAGUAGUCACGAACAUUACCAGCUUUCACCACCCCAUAAUCAUGCAUGGGGCUGAGGCUUACCCAUUUACUGAGGAGCGUUUCAAGUAUAUGAAGAAAGAGGUUGAUAAAAUGGCAAAAGGGUCAUGGCCUCAGAAAUUGAAGCAUGAGCUCCAUGCCGAACAUGAGCUUCUACUAAUGAAGGAUCGUCAACUUUAUACUUGCAGUGCCUGUAUGGAGUUCGGAACAAGAUGGACUUUCUUCUGCAAGCAAUGUAAAUUUAAUCUCCAUCCAAAGUGUGCUUUGGAUAAACAAUCAAUAACAUUGGAGUGA